Molecule: messenger RNA, 2919 nt
Organism: Phyllotreta striolata
Lineage: Eukaryota; Metazoa; Arthropoda; Insecta; Coleoptera; Chrysomelidae
Source: the annotation of a GenBank genome assembly
ACGUUCUAGCGCGCACGACAGCGACAAGGCGUUCCAUCCGCUUGUAUAUCGGGCUCCUAUCUCUCGUAACGCGACCUCUUCGCGAACCAUGCAGGACGGCCCGUUGUUGCAUGUACUUUAAAGAUAUUAAUCCUCGACUUAAUUGUCACGGGUAUUUAAAUUCGGGUGGUUCGGAAGAGUGUUUGAAAACUUUGUUUAUUGGACAUUAACAUAAAUUUGAAAGGAUAUGCGGCAGAAAAUGCCGGAAGAUCGGAGUGCGGUGGAUGAGUAAAAAUGUGCUAGAUGUGGUGAGAUGUUGCUGAAUUUGAGGAUGAUGGUCGUCUGGUUACUGUUUAUUUUAAUGCCGAUUUGUUUGACGUUCAACUUCGACGACGGACCCACUCAAAAUGAACUAGACAAACCAAUCCCAAUGGAGGAAGUUCACGGUGUGCUCGGCAAGAAGCAGAAUCUGCCCUGUGAUAUUAGGACAAGGGAUAAGAACGACGCCGUUGCCAUGGUAUUGUGGUUCAAAGAAACCGUCAGCGAGCCGCUCUAUAGCUUUGAUGUAAGGGGACGACAGUAUUCCCAAGCGAAGCUUUGGUCUUCGCCUGAGAUAUUCGGACCGAGGGCCUACUUCAGAGCAGCAACAACUCCUGCUGCGCUAGUCAUUGACAAUAUCCGAAUAAGCGACGAAGGGGUAUACAGGUGUCGAGUGGACUUCAAAAAUUCCCCUACAAGAAACAGCAAAGUCAACUUCACAGUAAUCAUUCCUCCUGAAAAGAUCUUCAUCUACGAUGGACAUCGAAAAAAUAAGUCAGUAUUAUUGGGACCGUACAAUGAAGGUUCCAACAUUAACCUAGUUUGUGAAGUUAAGGGAGGUCGCCCUAAACCAAAAGUUAAUUGGUUUUUGGAAAACACCAUUAUAGAUGACUCCUAUGAAGUCCGAAAUGACGGUGUCGUGUUGAAUCAUCUCACAUUUCCGAAUAUUGGUAGGCAACAUUUGCAUGCAAGACUGAUUUGCCAAGCGAGCAACAAUAAUCUCGUCCCUGCGGAGACGAAAGUAGCUGUUUUAGACAUUAAUUUGAAACCCCAAUCUGUGAAUAUAUUAACUCAAGAGAAAUACGUAUCAGCAGACAAAAGGUACGAAGUAGAAUGCCGGACGUCCGGCUCUCGACCUGACGCUAUCAUCACCUGGUGGAAGGGAAACCGGCAAGUUAGAAGAGGAAAAGAGAAAAACUUCUCGGAGCAGAACAAUCAGAGUUUGAGCAUUUUGACGUUCGUGCCGGUGAUCGAUGACGACGGCAAAUACUUGACAUGUCGAGCGGAGAACCCGUCCAUCCCCGAUAGCGCCCUGGAGGACAAGUGGAGAUUAAACGUCCAUUAUAUUCCGAUUGUAACGUUGAGGAUGGGAACGUCGCUAAAUCCCGAUGAUAUCAAAGAGGGCGACGACGUUUACUUCGAAUGCCUGGUGCAGGCCAAUCCGAAAAAUCACAAGCUAUCCUGGUUUCACAAUGGUGUGGAAAUUUUCCAGAAUGCUGCGGCCGGUGUUAUAAUGAGCGAUCAAAGUCUAGUACUACAAAAUGUUGCCAGAUCGACAGCAGGAAAUUACACCUGCAUGGCAACAAAUCUCGAAGGAAAGGGAAUCAGCAACCCAGUCAAAUUGAUUGUCAGAUAUGCUCCCAUGUGCAUCCAGGACCACGAAGAGCUGUACGGGGCCCUCAAGCAGGAAACCGUAAUUCUGAGGUGCAGCGUCGACGCUCAUCCGGCUGUAGUGGCGUUCCAUUGGACGUUCAACAACAGCGGCGAUCAGAGCGACGUCCCGCCCGACAAAUUCACCAACGAAGUGACCUCUUCCAGGCUAAAUUACACGCCGGCUACCGAUUUGGAUUACGGCACCUUGUUGUGCUACGGCGAGAACGAAAUUGGGAGACAGAAGGAUCCUUGUAUAUUCCAAGUCGUCGUCGCAGGUCGACCUUCCCAGUUGCAGAAUUGCACGGUGAUCAAUCACACGUCCAAUUCCCUACAAGUCGACUGCUUAGAAGGCUUCGACGGCGGGCUUCCUCAAAGUUUCCUGAUGGAGGUGUUGGAAUUGCCCAAUCUCAGACCGAGAAUUAACCUGACCACGUACAAAACGCCUCCUUCGUUCACAACAAACGGUCUAGAUGCCGGGGCCAGCUACAGGAUCAUCCUGUAUGCAGAGAAUGCAAAGGGCAGAAGCGAUCCCACUAUCAUCGACCCGGUUACCUUCAAGGGCGUCGCUAAACUACAAGGAUCCACCGCUUCGAUGCCGGUGAGUCCUCUUCUCAUCGGACUCUUGGGCACGGCCGCUUUUCUUGCCACUGGAGUUUGCUUGGUACUAGCGGCGCUUUGCCGCCGCCACUUGGCGCACAUACACGGAGGAAGAGCGUGCCAAAGACCGACGGAUAACGGCUCGAAGCACAUGCCCAUGGAGGCCGUUAUAGCCGCCGACGAUCUCAUAGUGGACGGCUCCGUCACGGGCGUCCGGAUGCCGCUCACCCCGCACACGGACCCGCCGCUGGUCGUCGAACCGAUUCCUCAACGGGGACCUGUCGAAGGAGCGGAUCCCGACAUCAUCAGGAAUCAAUACGAAAGGCGUCCAACAUAUAGCUUUAUGAAAAUUUAUGAGCCUCCUCAAAGUAGAGACGAUGACGAUCUAGACGAUGAAGGAGAGGAAUAUGACUUCAGAUAUGUUGCCAAAGAUAACCCCCCUAUACCCUCCAGUCAGACGAUUUACCGAAGUCUACAGAGGCCUAGAAAUGUCGCUCUUCCCAAUAUCAACAUGUUACAGGGUUCCCACACUAUCACACACAAAUAUAGAGGUCCCGAAGUCGUUACAACAUCAAAUCGAAUACAGGAAAGUUGCAUAUAAAUGUCUUUGUUUCUAUUAUGUAAUAUACUAUUGUAAUAUGUAAAACAAAA